AUGGUAGUACUCGAUCUGGACCUAUUAUCGCGCAGGGCCGCGAGUCAAAAUUCUAUAAAUGUUAACCUCAAAAUACCGCGAAAAACCCGAAAUAAUGGAACAUUGUACAUGCAUGCGGUUUUAUUGGAUGAAAGCCGUUUAUAUAGAGAUUUCACGGAGUUACGUGAAACAGAGGCCAUGCAUACACUUCCUCUAGUAUCCUAUGUUGAACCUCAAGCUGCCACAUUUAAUCUCCUUAAAGAUGAUAUGGGUAAUGACAAAGAAGUUUAUAAAAGUAUUAAACCAUUUUCUCAUAUAUCUACAUUAGUUCCAUUGUCAGUACUAACAGAUAAAUUGAAUCUUCCUGCAAAAAUACCUGGAGAAUUGCUGCCCUAUAUGAGAGUUCGAAAUGGAAAAUUCUUACCAAUUAUUAUACAUAAUGUUUUGAAAUCAAGAAUAAAUCAUUUGCAGUUAUUAAAUAAUAGUAUGUCUGAUGUCAAUAUAACUGUGACUGUAACACCCACCUCAUAUGGUUCUUUACGGCUGGCAUUGCAUGUUCGUUUGGCAUUAGAGCAAUUGCAUAGCCUUGGUUUCAGUGAAAAAGAUGUUGAUGAUGUAAAAGGCAUAUUUGAAGAUACCAACUUAUAUUUACUUUCAGCCACUGUAUUAAUAGCAAGCUUUCAUUUGUUAUUCGAUUUCCUCGCAUUCAAGAACGAUGUUUCAUUUUGGCGUCGCAAGCGUUCAUUGGCUGGUCUGUCAGCACGUACAGUAUUAUGGCGGGCGUUUUCUCAGCUUAUCAUAUUUUUCUACCUUCUUGAUGAGCAGACAUCUCUGUUAGUUCUCAUACCGGCAGGCAUUAGUGCUGUCAUUGAGCUUUGGAAGGUGACUAAGGUGCUGCAUGUGCGCGUGGCGGUGUCGCGUUGGCGGGUGCGGGUCUGGCGCGAGGUGCGAACUGAUGCGGGCGAGCAGAGCACGGCGCGCGCCGAUGCGGAGGCAAUGCGAUACCUCGCCAUGCUGCUGUACCCGCUGUGUGCCGCCGGCGCCCUAUACUCGCUGCUCUACGAGCCGCACAAAGGCUGGUACUCGUGGGCGUUGCACAGCACCGUGAAUGGUGUUUAUGCCUUUGGAUUCCUCUUCAUGCUGCCGCAGCUGUUCGUAAAUUACCGCCUUCGCUCUGUGGCGGCGCUCCCCUGGCGCGCCUUCAUGUACAAGGCAUUCAACACCUUCAUCGACGACGUGUUCGCCUUCAUUAUCACAAUGCCCACCGCCCACCGCGUUGCCUGUUUCCGCGAUGACUUGGUCUUCCUUGUUUACUUAUACCAAAGAUGGUUGUACCCAGUUGAUAAGACUCGCACAGACACUGCCACCAGCAUGACUGACAAUCCGGAUGAAGUGGAACCUUUGAAAUUGAAAGACGAU
This is a messenger RNA of Iphiclides podalirius (scarce swallowtail), 1398 nucleotides long. The record is from the annotation of a GenBank genome assembly. Lineage: Eukaryota; Metazoa; Arthropoda; Insecta; Lepidoptera; Papilionidae.